UUUACCUUAAAGGAAUCUUAGACUGCAAUACUAUACAUUAAAAUGGACUCGAUGUCAUUUCAUGGUGGCGUUACCUCGACGAUCCUCUUUGAAACAUGGCGAACUACCGAUUGGACUGGCAUGGGUUGGUCUAUGGUGGGAAUUGUUUUAUUAACUAUGAUUUACGAAGGGCUUAAAAGUUAUCGCGAUCAUCUUUUUACCUCUACAGCUUUAGAAAGUAAAAAAAUAAAAAGGACCAGAAGGCAGAUGAUGUUUUCCGUGAUACAUUUAACUCAAGUGAUAUUACAUGUUAGCCAAAUGAUAAUAGGAUAUUUCUUAAUGUUAAUAUUUAUGACAUAUAACGUCUGGUUGUGCAUUGCUAUGGUAAUCGGAACAGGACUCGGUUAUUGGCUUUUCUCUUGGCAAAAAAUAGACAGUGAAAAUUUAGAUUGUUGCUCGUAAUGAAAGAAUAAUUAAUUUUAUAAUUAUAUAAUUAUUUCUACUGUUUUAAUCAUUCUUGUUUUUUUACUAAUAAAUUUUUAUAUCGUAACAUAUAAUGAGAAUAGAAACGUUGAUGAAAGUAAUGAUUACAACGUAAUAAUAAUA
This is a messenger RNA of Polistes canadensis, 585 nucleotides long. RefSeq names its product high affinity copper uptake protein 1-like. Lineage: Eukaryota; Metazoa; Arthropoda; Insecta; Hymenoptera; Vespidae. The transcript has 4 exons. The coding region runs from base 43 to 441 and encodes 132 amino acids. Gene Ontology annotation, biological process: copper ion transmembrane transport. Gene Ontology annotation, cellular component: membrane. Gene Ontology annotation, molecular function: copper ion transmembrane transporter activity. The record is from RefSeq and is a predicted model, not a curated record.